Komagataella phaffii GS115 is the source of this 1740-nucleotide messenger RNA. RefSeq lists its product as uncharacterized. Gene Ontology annotation, biological process: regulation of transcription by RNA polymerase II; chromatin remodeling. The transcript has a single exon. Gene Ontology annotation, cellular component: SWI/SNF complex; nucleus; nuclear chromosome. The record is from RefSeq and is a predicted model, not a curated record. Gene Ontology annotation, molecular function: transcription coregulator activity. NCBI's taxonomy places the organism in Eukaryota, Fungi, Ascomycota, Pichiomycetes, Pichiales, Pichiaceae. Bases 1 to 1740 code for a protein of 579 amino acids.
AUGUCCAAUGCAGCCCCGAAUAUGCAGAUUCUGCAACAACUGGCGACCCUGCCACCACAACAGCAGCAACAAAUUCUUCGACAAAACCCCCAGCUAGCCAUGUUCCUUCGACAGGUCCAACAGCGACAACAACAGUUUAUAAACAAACAAGGACAGGCACCGCCUGGUAUGGGCGUUGGAGCUGGUAUUCAAGCGGCUCAAGGUAUGCAAGGGCAAGGCGGACCUAUGAUGCCAGAGCAAAUACCCGUUGGUGCUGCUGGUCAUCCUGGAAGUUUGGCUCAUGGAGUACCUGGUGUUUCUCCUGCAAUAUCAACACCACCAGUAGGUUCUUCUUUUCGUCCAAAACUACCAGGUGGCUCUGCUCCUUUACAACCCGAACUUCCCAGGCUGAGUAGCUUGCGUUACUGGUCAGAGAAGCUGGAAAAAGAAGGUAAACCGGUGGACACAAAUACACUUCUCUAUGAACAAAUUAUUACUCGGGAUAAAGCUAAUAUAGAAGCCAGAGCACAAAAUGAACAGGAAAAAAAGGUUUUAGAGUCCUUGAUAAAGGAUCUCAAAUUUUACAAUGAACUCAAGAGCUACCGAAUGAAAUCCAUUCAGGCAGUAAAUAAUGGCAUGGUGGAAGGACCACCGAGCAUCUGGGGAGAAGGAUAUCAAGGAUAUGGCCAUGGAUUUACAGGCAAAACUACCACACAAUUUGUUUAUCCUCAAAAAAGAAAGAAGUAUUCCAGAAUUCCGGAAAGCUAUAUUCCAGACGAAUUGAUGGAACAGCAGGCGGAGAGUAUAGACGAAUGGGUGCCGAUUAGAAUGGAUUUUGAUAUCGAAAGGGACAAUUUCAAACUUAAUGACACUUUCCUUUGGAACUUGAAUGAAAAGGUUGUAACUUUAGAACGAUUUGUUGCCGUUUUGAUGGAAGACUACAAGUUUAAAAAUCCAUUGUUUUUGGACACCAUCUUAGCUAAUAUGAAAGAACAGAUUAACGAAUAUCGAACAGCAACGAACACAAGACCGCAAGACUUAAGGGUUGAUAUCAAGCUUGAUAUUGCUAUGGGUAAUAAUCAGUUGAUUGACCAAUUUGAAUGGGAUAUCUCGGAUCCAAAUAAUGAUCCAGAAGAGUUUGCAACAGUAUUGUGUGCUGAAUUAGCAGUCCCAGGGGAAUUUGUUACUGCAGUAGCACAUUCUAUCAGAGAACAAGUACAAAUAUUCAUCAAAGCUUUGCACCUCAUAAAUUACCCUUUUGAUGGAUCUGUAAUUGAGCAGGAACAGGUGAGAAGAUUGGUUAAACCACAUAUAUUGCCCAAUGAAAGCAUUUUGCGAUCAAGAACUCAAUUCCAGGAUUAUUCUCCUAAUCUCUUAGAAAUCAGCAUUGAAGAAUUGCAACGUUUAGACAAAGAUAAAGAAAGGGAGAGUCGUAGGAAACGAAGGGGAAUGGGAAGAGUUGGACGCAGGAACGGACUAGUUCUUCCUGAAUUAUCAGAUGCACCGAAAACAAUUCGUACGCCCAUAGCUUCUACUGUUUUACCAUAUGGUAUAGAGGUUGGACCCUCUGUAGAUUCUUUUGUUGAUAUCGUGGAGUCUAUUGAGGAUCCCAAAGAUCCCAAAGUUGUGGAAAGAGUCCGAGAACCUAGUGCCAUAAAUUCCAGCACAGGAACACCGAAUAUAGGUGGAAAUAAUGGUGUUGUUUCGGUUCAACACGACUAUGGUAACUCGCUCUAUGUCACCAUCAAGCUACGAAGGUGA